Messenger RNA from Vitis riparia (riverbank grape), 1361 nucleotides. Its product is annotated as GATA transcription factor 9. Lineage: Eukaryota; Viridiplantae; Streptophyta; Magnoliopsida; Vitales; Vitaceae. The record is from RefSeq and is a predicted model, not a curated record. The transcript is spliced from 2 exons. Gene Ontology annotation, biological process: positive regulation of DNA-templated transcription. Gene Ontology annotation, molecular function: sequence-specific DNA binding; zinc ion binding. Gene Ontology annotation, cellular component: nucleus. Bases 144 to 1172 code for a protein of 342 amino acids.
UAAACUCUCACUCUCUUUCUCUCUCUAAAGACAUCUUCACAAAUUUCUCUCUCUACUAUCUCCUCACCCUUCUCCAGCAACCUGAUUCCUCCAAGGCGAAAAUUCAUAAUUUUGUGCUGGUCUCUUAUUUUAGCCAAGAUCAAAUGGAGGCACCGGAGUUUUUCCAAGGGGGCUUCUGCAUAGCUCCGGCAUCGCAAUUCGGGACGGAGAAGCGCAUUUCUGAUACCAAGCCCGGCGGUGGUGACCACUUUAUCAUUGAAGACCUCCUCGACUUCUCCAACGACGAUGCCGUCAUUACCGACGGCACCUUCGAUACGGUCACCGGAACCUCAACAGAUUCUUCCACCUUCACCAUCGUCGACAGCUGCAACUCCGUCUCUGGCUGUGAGCCGCAGUUCGCCGGAGAUAUUGGGUCUCGGAAUUACACUGAUGCUCAUUUCUCUAGCGACCUAUGCGUGCCGUAUGAUGAUUUGGCUGAGCUCGAAUGGCUCUCGAACAUCGUUGAGGAAUCAUUCUCGAGCGAGGACUUGGAAAAGCUUCAGCUAAUUUCGGGAAUGAAAGCGAACACUGAGGAAGCAUCCGAAACCCGCGACUUCCAACCCGAAAACAACCAAAACCCACCGCUAUCGCUGCGAGAUUUUCCGGCCAAGGCUCGAAGCAAGCGCGCACGAGCCAUGCCAUGCAAGUGGACGUCGCGCCUUCUCGCGCUUUCCCCUACAAGUUCCUUGUCAGAAACCGACAUCAUCCCCCCGAAUUCCGGCAAGAAAUCGACGAAAUCGGCUCCCAAAAAGAAGGAAAGCCCCGAAGUUGUGGCCGGAGGCUGCAGCGAUGGGCGGAAAUGCUUGCACUGCGCCACAGACAAGACUCCGCAGUGGCGAACCGGACCCAUGGGACCCAAAACUCUAUGCAAUGCUUGCGGGGUCAGGUACAAGUCGGGGCGACUCGUACCUGAAUAUCGACCCGCAGCGAGCCCGACAUUUGUGUUGACAAAGCACUCGAACUCGCACCGAAAAGUGUUGGAGCUCCGAAGGCAGAAGGAGAUGGUAAGGUCCCAGCACCAGCAUCAGCAGCAGCAGUUCCUGCAUCAUCAGAACAUGGUUUUCGACGUACCCAACGGUGACGAUUACUUGAUCCACCAGCACCUGGGCCCCGAUUUCAGGCACCUGAUAUAGAGUGGUGGUGGGGGCCUGAGGGUUAGUGAAGAAAUCAUGAUUAGGCAAUUUUUAAGUAAUUUUUUUUUGCUAAUCUUCUAGGGUUUAUUUAAUUUUGCCUAACCUUUGAAUUUGUUAGACUCUUUAAUGUUGUCUCUUACAGUUCCUUCUUUGCCUAAUAUGGCAAGUUCCGAAACCAAUUUUUCAUAA